GGUUUUUCCCAUAAAUAACCACCUUACAACUCCAUUUUAGAAAAAUAGCAAAAUUUUUUUUUUUUAAAAAAACUAGCCACCUUGGGACAAAAAUACCCUUGAUAAAAUUGAAAAUUACACAAAAGCUUUCCUUUCUUCUACACAGCCGUUCGUUCGUGGGGGUGGAGUUUAUACAAAACUGUUCGUGGGGUUUCUCUAAACUCUUUGCAUCUCAUCGCCUCUCACUUUCAUUUUUUUGUAUUUUCUCAGAUCUCAAACUAAAAUCAGUCAAAUGGAAGAUGAUGACAUUGUAAUUGCGGUUUUAUACAAUGGAACAUUGGUACAAAAUGAUAGUGGUGAUUGGGAAUAUCGAAAUGGUAAAAAUGUAAUGGUUUCCGUCGGUAAGAGAUGCACAAAAUCAGAGUUAGAGGAUGAGAUUUUCAAUUCUAUUGAGAUAGAUCGAAAUGAAUAUUUGCUAAAGCUAAAAUGGAUAUAUGGACGAUGUGCAGAAAAGUUGGAUCCUACAGAAAUACGAUGUGAUAGGGAUGUGAAAUGCUUUCUUCAAGAAGUGAGGAAUGGAUGGAUGACAAUGAUGCGGCCUCCAUUGUAUGUUGAGGUGAUUUCAAAAGUUGAACAUGUAUGUAGAAAUGUUCAUCAAACAGCAUUUGUUUCGGAUAGUGGGAGUAAUCUUCAUUCUUUUUCUUAUCCUCCAAUUGGCGGUCGUCUACCACAAGCUUCCGGUACUGAACCAAUUCAGGCUACAUCUCAGGAAAUUAUGGUUCAAGAAACUCAGUUUAGAGAUCAAGUUGAUGUUCGUGAGGGGGCCUGGACAUCAUUUAACAUUCACGAAGGAGUUGAUGUUGGAGGUGACUAUGCUGAACGGUUUCCUAACGACGAGGAGUAUGAGCAGUUGCAUCAUAUUGAUCAUGAUGAGAAUUACAACGCAGCAGGGGAUGAUGUUGGUCAUAAUGAUGUAGAUUUUGAUCAUGAGUUGCCGGAUAAUGAUAAUGAUAUGCAUCCUGAAAUGAACAAUGAAGGAGUUGAUGAUGUUAGGGUUCAUCGUGCUACAAGUGACCACAUAUCAUCGAGCAACAGAAGUGGUUCUAUGGCCAUAUUUUCGUCAAAGUUCACUGGCUGUGAGAGCACAGUAGUUGGACAAUUAUUUCGCAACAAAUGUGACCUACAGAAUAAACUGAGUAUCUAUUGCAUGCGAGAAAAUAAGGAGUUCAAGGUGACACGAUCAACUACACAACGGUAUGAGGUUGUAUGCUUGGAAAAUACUUGUAAAUGGCGACUACGUGCAACCACAUUUAAAAAUGGAGAAAUAUUUGUUGUGAGAAUUUUUGAUAAUGUACACAGUUGCUCGUUAGAUAUCGUGCAUUGAGAACACAAGCAAGCCAGUAGCCGGGUUAUCGGGCAAUGUAUCAAAUCUAAAUAUGAAGGUAUUGCAUGUGUUUACAAACCCAAAGAAAUUCAACAUGAU
This is a messenger RNA of Ziziphus jujuba (common jujube), 1462 nucleotides long. RefSeq lists its product as uncharacterized. The transcript is spliced from 2 exons. Lineage: Eukaryota; Viridiplantae; Streptophyta; Magnoliopsida; Rosales; Rhamnaceae. The coding region runs from base 272 to 1363 and encodes 363 amino acids. The record is from RefSeq and is a predicted model, not a curated record.